This is a messenger RNA of Auxenochlorella protothecoides, 2535 nucleotides long. RefSeq names its product Nuclear export mediator factor NEMF. The coding region runs from base 1 to 2535 and encodes 844 amino acids. NCBI's taxonomy places the organism in Eukaryota, Viridiplantae, Chlorophyta, Trebouxiophyceae, Chlorellales, Chlorellaceae. The record is from RefSeq and is a predicted model, not a curated record. Gene Ontology annotation, molecular function: tRNA binding; ribosomal large subunit binding. Gene Ontology annotation, cellular component: RQC complex. The transcript is spliced from 13 exons. Gene Ontology annotation, biological process: ribosome-associated ubiquitin-dependent protein catabolic process; rescue of stalled cytosolic ribosome.
AUGGUGAAGCAGCGGCUAACGAGUGCAGAUAUCGCUGCAGAGACGUAUGUGCUGAAGCUGGCCAGGAGCGGCGAGGACGGCGAGAAGGUGUUCCUGCUGAUCGAGAGCGGGGCACGCAUGCACACCAUCGAGGGCAUGCCCGUGAAGGGCGACACCCCCUCCAACUUCACCCUGAAGCUGCGCAAGCACAUGCGCACGCGGCGCGUGGCUUCAAUCCGGCAGCUGGGCAUCGACCGCAUGGUGCAGCUCACCUUUGGCACGGGCGAGGCCGCGCACCACCUCAUCCUGGAGUUCUUUGCCCAGGGCAACGUGGUGCUGACCGACGCGCAGUACGGCAUCCUCACGCUGCUGCGCAGCCAUCGCGACGACGCGGCGGGCCUGGUCAUCAUGGCCGCCCACCCCUACCCCAUGAGCGGGCAGCGGGCGGUGGUGGCCAAGGCCUCCAAGGAAAAGGCGGCACACGGCAAGCUGGAGGCCGUGCAGCGGGACGCCGCGGCCCGGCUGGUCGCCCUGGCCGGGGAGGUGGAGAGCAGCGAGGGCACGGCGCGGCGCAUCGAGGCCAACGCGGAGCUGGUGGAGGCGGCGCUGGCGUCGGUGCGUGAGGCACUGGCGGGCGGCCUAGACUGGUCGGCCUUGGGGAAGCUGGUGAGGGAGGAGGCGACAGCCGGCAACCCCAUCGCGGCAGCCAUCGACAGCCUGAACCUGGACAAGGGCCAGGUGACACUCCUGCUGCCUGAUGCGGGCGGGGACGACGCGGCGGCGGAGGCGACCGGCGAGGAGGAGGAAGGGACUGCGGCUGGUGAGGCCGGGCGGCACGGGCGCGCCAGGCGGCAGGUGGCCAAGGUGACGGUGGACCUGGCCCUGUCGGCCCACGGCAAUGCGCGGUUCUACUACGACGCUCGCCGCAAGCACCAGGCCAAGAGGGAGCGAACGCUGGCGGCCAGCGACAAGGCCAUCAAGGCCGCCGAGCGCAAGGCGGCGGCCCAGCUGAAGCAGGUUCACGCUUCGCCGGUGGCUGCCAUUGCCCGCAAGCCACACUGGUUUGAGCGGUUUCACUGGUUCAUCUCCUCCGAAAACUACCUGGUCGUGUCGGGCAGGGACGCCCAGCAGAACGAGCUGCUGGUGAAGCGGUACAUGAAGAAGGGCGAUGUGUACUGCCAUGCCGACCUGCAUGGCGCGUCCAGCACCAUAGUGAAGAACCACAGACCGGAGGUGCCCAUCCCUCCCUUGACCCUGGCACAGGCUGGUGCCGGGUGUGUGUGCAGGAGUGCGGCCUGGAACAGCAAGGUGGUCACAUCGGCCUGGUGGGUCCACCCAGAGCAGCCACUGGUGGUAGGAUUCGGCCUGCUCUUCCGGGUGGAGGACAGCUGCAUCGCCGCCCAUCUGGGGGAGAGGGCCGUCAAGUCUGGACAGGAUGGGGAAGAGGACGACGCCUAUGUUGCCGCGAACAUGAGACAUGCCCCCCUUGCCCCCUCUGAACCCGCGCCCGGGCAUGAGGGGGAGGAAGAGGAGUCUCCGCGGCCAGACCCCCUGGCCGCCUUCAUGGACUCUGGCCUGGAGGCACUCCCCUCCCUGGGCGGCAAGGGACAGGGCGGCCGUGGGGGGGCCGCGGCGACGCAGGAUCUCCAGGCCCAGUUCCAGAGGUACGGGCUAGGCGAGCGCCCAGGCGCGGGCGCCGAGGUGCACGGCGCGGGGCCGGAUGCUGGCCUGGCGCAGGGUGGACGGCAAGGCGGCAGGGCGGUGCGACACCUGUCUGCUAAGGAGCGGCAGGCGCUGAAGGCUGGCACUCCCGGCGCGGAGGCCGGGCCGGGUCAGCGUGGCGGCGGCAGGGCCUCGGCCGCGGCUGCGCCGGCCGUCGAGAGGGGGCAGGGCGCGUCCGCUCGACGAGGGAAGAAGGUCGGCGGAAAGUACGGGGACGAUGAGGACGCCGAGCUUGCACGGCAGGCACUCCAGUCAGGAGGUCCCACAAAGAGCCGGCGCCAGAGGAAGGAGGAGCACAAGGCAAAGCUGGCAGCAAAGAAGACGGCGCAAAACACGGUGACGGCAAAGCCGACAUGUGAGCCAGAGGCGGGGGCGGGUGUGUCUGUGCAUGCUGACGACGGAGAGCCGGAGGGAGGCCAAGCCGGCAAUGUGGACGAUGCACGCGAGGUGGCAGCCCUGUUGCAGGAGGAAAACAUCCAGCUCCUAGACGAGGAGGACCGCCUACGUCUAACAGACCUGGACGCCCUCACGGGCUUGCCCAGACCAGACGACGUCCUGCUGUACGCCCUGCCGGUGUGCGCGCCAUACCAGGUAUUGACCAGCUACAAGUUCAAGGUGAAGAUGGUGCCAGGGCCGCAGAAGAAGGGCAAGGCCGUCCGACAGGCCAUGGAGCUGUUCCAGAGGGCGGCGGACACGACGAGCCGAGAGCGCGAUCUCUGCAGGGCCGUCCCCGAGCCGGAGGCCGUCAUCACGCUGGUGGGCACGGUCAAGAUCCAGGCGGCCGGUACGCAGAAGCUGAAGCAGGCCGUGCAGCAGCAGAAGAAGAAAAAGUGA